Messenger RNA from Pieris macdunnoughi, 1263 nucleotides. The record is from the annotation of a GenBank genome assembly. NCBI's taxonomy places the organism in Eukaryota, Metazoa, Arthropoda, Insecta, Lepidoptera, Pieridae.
AUGUCUUAUUCACCUGAAAGAAGGACGGAUGAUUGGACAGACGAUGCUAAGAAUGGCCCAGCGAAGGAUCAAGGUUACGAGGGUCCUCCCGGAAUGGAGCCUGGUGGAGCCCUCGACACUAACUGGGACGAAGUCGUGGAAAGCUUCGAUGACAUGAAUUUGAAAGAAGAAUUGCUGCGAGGAAUAUACGCGUAUGGUUUCGAGAAACCGUCUGCUAUUCAACAGCGUGCUAUCAUGCCCUGCAUCCAAGGCCGCGAUGUCAUAGCCCAAGCUCAGUCAGGAACGGGCAAAACUGCUACAUUCUCUAUCUCAAUUCUUCAACAAAUUGAUACUAGUAUUCGUGAAUGUCAAGCUCUUAUUUUGGCACCGACAAGAGAGCUUGCUCAACAAAUUCAAAAAGUGGUGAUAGCACUUGGUGAUCAUUUAAAUGCAAAAUGUCAUGCUUGCAUUGGUGGUACCAAUGUACGUGAAGAUAUGCGUCAGCUGGAGAGUGGUGUGCAUGUUGUUGUGGGAACACCUGGCCGUGUUUAUGAUAUGAUCACCCGCCGGGCUUUGCGAGCCAACACUAUCAAGCUCUUUGUACUUGAUGAAGCUGAUGAAAUGUUAUCAAGAGGAUUUAAAGAUCAGAUCCAUGAUGUAUUUAAGAUGCUCUCAGCUGAUGUUCAGGUUAUUCUGCUAUCAGCUACAAUGCCAGAUGAUGUAUUGGAAGUCUCUAGAUGUUUCAUGAGGGACCCAGUGCGCAUUCUUGUACAAAAAGAAGAGCUAACCCUGGAAGGUAUUAAACAAUUCUUUAUUUCAAUUGAUCAAGAGGAAUGGAAGUUAGAUACUCUCUGUGACUUAUACGAUACUCUCUCAAUUGCACAGGCUGUAAUUUUCUGUAACACUCGUCGCAAGGUCGAUUGGCUAACAGAAUCCAUGCACAAUCGUGAUUUUACUGUUUCUGCUAUGCACGGAGACAUGGAGCAAAGGGAACGUGAAGUGAUCAUGCGGCAGUUCCGUACUGGGUCUUCUCGUGUGCUGAUUACUACUGACCUGCUUGCCCGUGGUAUCGAUGUACAGCAAGUCUCAUGUGUCAUAAACUAUGACUUGCCCACUAACCGCGAAAAUUACAUUCAUAGAAUCGGAAGAGGAGGUCGAUUUGGUCGUAAAGGAAUCGCCAUCAACUUUGUGACUGAAGCGGACAGACGAGCCUUGAAGGACAUUGAGGAGUUUUACCAUACUACUAUUACUGAAAUGCCCAGUGAUGUGGCCAACCUUAUCUGA